AUGAAGAACGCCCACUGCGAGGACGGAGGAGUACAACUUGAAGGCUCCCAAAUCGUGGAAACUCCGUCAUACGUAUACCUCGGACGUUCCGUGAACAUGGAAAACAACUUGAAGGAAGAACUGAAUAGAAGAAUGAGAGCAGCAUGGGCAGCAUUCGCAGCCGUCAGGGAAGCUACGGACCAACUGACGGACCAAGAUGUUCGUGCCCAUCUGUUCGACUCGACAGUCCUUCCAGCGCUCUGUUACGCAGCGGAGACGUGGGCAGACACCGCGGCCACGUCUAGGAAGCUACUUACCACCCACAGAGCCCUUGAGAGAUGUCUCCUGAAGUUUAACCGGUGCACACAACACCUAACCGGUCUUCGCAGCUCCGAGCUAAGAGGAAUGUCCCGUCUUCGCUACCCAGUGGAAUAUAUAUCGAAAGCAAAGCAUAGGUGGGCCGGUCACAUUAUGAGAAGAAUCGACGAUAGAUGGACUAAAAGAACGCUAGAGUGGAUCCCAAGAGAUGCUAAACGCCCUCGAGGGAGACCGCCAACGAGAUGGGGUGACGCGUUCGCUACACGGAUGGACCAGCUGAGAGCUCAGCUGGAUACGGCUCAAGGACCUCGUCAACGUCACUCACGAAACUUGAGAACACCUUGUAUGACAAUGGCGAGGGAUCGAAACGAGUGGAAAAGAUGCUGGGGCUGCACGUCCGGUGAAGGCGGGCCAUAUAAGUAUCUAAGUAAGCUCAUACCUGUGGAUAAGAUUUGUGUUUUCUACCUGUUUAGGAUUCUAACUGUCAAAGCAUUUAGAACGUCACGUGGUGGUCUCAUCACAUUCCACGGAUUGGGCCAACUUGUGAUAUAUCCUAUUUUUGAGCUUAAACGAGUUGCAGCUCGUCCUAUAGGAGUGCGCCGAUACGUUGAAAUGCUAGAACAGGUUAUCAUAGAUUGCGCAACAGAUGACUUUAACAUCCCAAACGUCGGACGAACCAAACAUACCGGUGUUUGGGUCAGACCUGAUCGAAAACUAGCCGCUCUCGGCAUUGCUGUAUCCCAUGGAGUUUCCUAUCAUGGCUUAGCGCUGAAUUGUAACACCGAUCUGACAUGGUUCGAGCAUGUUGUUGGCUGCGGUAUUGAAGGAGUUGAAGCGACUUCUUUGAGCCGAGAAUGCCAACGAGACGUAUCCAUCCACGAAACACUACCAAAAAUCGUUGCUCAGUUUUCGAGAACGUUCGGAUGCGAAGUUAUAUUGUAA
Necator americanus (New World hookworm) is the source of this 1239-nucleotide messenger RNA. RefSeq lists its product as uncharacterized. The transcript is spliced from 5 exons. The record is from RefSeq and is a predicted model, not a curated record. Gene Ontology annotation, biological process: protein lipoylation. NCBI's taxonomy places the organism in Eukaryota, Metazoa, Nematoda, Chromadorea, Rhabditida, Ancylostomatidae. The coding region runs from base 1 to 1239 and encodes 412 amino acids. Gene Ontology annotation, molecular function: lipoyl(octanoyl) transferase activity. Gene Ontology annotation, cellular component: mitochondrion.